CGGUUCAUUUCUGAUUGAAACUUCUCGCUUGCUCGCCGAGCUAAGUCAAAUUGAGUCGUAAUGAUGCUCGUUGUUUUGAGUACGAAGCUGCGAAGUUUGGCCAGAAACGAAAACCGAAGGUCCGGAAAAAAACGAAAAUGAUAUAACUGGAGCUUGCAGUUAGAAAAUCGUUCAUACAACGCACUGUAUGUUAGAUUGGACUAAUUUUCAGUCUUGAUUUUCAGUCUUAAAACAUCUGAAGUAUUGUAUUCUGGCGACAGACUUGCAUAUAAGCUCACAAAGCUUCUCGGAAAUGGAAUUCAACAAGCAAAACCGCUGUAAAUGUACUUCUUAUUCACACAAAACCAGCAAAUAGAUGAGUAAAUAUUCAGUCAUAUUAUUUUUAGCCAUUAGAACAAAUUCGGCGGUAUUAAUACGAGCAUAUUACAGAAUUACCAACAAUAUUUUAAUAUACAAAACCGUAAUUUAGCGAACUUGCAAAGAUCCAGAAAAAUCGGACAUUUUGACUCGGCGUGUCUUAACGUAUUAUAUUAGUCAUAUAAUUAGACGUUAAAUAAUCAAAGCGUUAUUUUUAUUCAGUCAUUUUAUUUUCAAACUAAUCAGACUGCGUAGGCGAGUAAGAAUAAUCAAAACUAGUCUGUCGACCGAGACAAAAAUAAAAAAUAGUGACAACAGUUGUGACAAUUUAUUCUUCAAUUGUUCAAAAAGCGAACAGGCUUCAGAAUGAGCCAGGCUGAAUUCUUCGGAGAAAUGGAGGAAGCCGAAAAAGGCGAAUCUGUCAUGCAUGAGUUUCCGGACGAACUAUUUGAAGACCUUUUUGGUCUGGAAAAGGAGAAAGAGGACAAUCAGAGACACCCCCCGAUGAACUAUCACGAAUUGUCUACACUGCAAAAAGGAAUCAUGAAUGGUUCAGUCAUGGAGACGAAAAAGGUGAUGGAUCCACCACUUGUGAACAUGGAAGAGCCUCCAUCAUCGGCCAACUUCAUUACCAUGCAAUCGCCCCCAAGCGGAGCUCCAAAUGGGGCCACUGACUUGAGCGGGGUUCCAACAAUUUUCAAAAAUGAAGCGAAUAUGGCAGUGACCCGUCAAUACGUCCAGUCGUAUACGCAAAUGCAAGGCUACAUAGUGGUUUCUCCGACUGUCCAGAACGUUUCUUUGGACACCCCUGGGUUCCCAACUGGCGCGUAUGUACUGGCAAACGCACAACAAUGCGACCCACAAAGUCUCCAGGAGUUGCAGAAUCGUAACAAUAUAGAGGCUUUGAAUCCCGAUAUCGUUUUCGGAAGUUCACAGCAAGCUGAACCAGAUUUCACCGAAAGCCAGUUCGCUGAAACUUCACCGGCGUCAUCUGAUACAACUGAGCGUUACGAAGACACUCCGUACCAGGAAUCUAAACAGUCGAAGAGAAACAAGGAAAAGGACCCCGACAACGUGAAACUGAAACAACGAAUUAAAGAGCUCGAGGACAAGAAGUCGAAGCGUGUUCUGACCAAAAAUGAAGAAAAUUCUUUGAACCGACUGCGAAACAAUUUGUCGUGUCGGGAGUCGAGGAAGAGUAAAACGCAAAAAGACAAACAACGAGACGACACGUUGAAGAAAAUGACAAAGGACAGAGACGAAUACAAAAGGAAAUGCGAACAUUACGAGAACGUAAUGCAAAUGCUUCUUCUGAGCGCGGAAGUUGCAGAUCACAUCAAACUUUUCAUCAACCAUCACCGAACGAAUAUCAAGUGAAGGAAAGAACCGAUAUGGUGCAUAAUAAUUACACUGUAAAUAAAUCCUUCAUUUAUACUAAACUUCCUCCAGUCCCAAAAUUAGAGUACAAGUACAAAACAUGUUUGAUAAUAGCAUGGCGAGGAAGGGGGAAGGGAGGAGCCGGAAUAACUUUGAACUAUUUUGUGUCAGCAAUUUUUGUCCAACACUUAAAAAUUUCCAAGGGCACCUUUGGCGCCAGCAGACACUAAUAUUGUUGAGCGAGAACGUUCCAAGCAGCAUUUUUUAUCUGUUUUUUUUUAAAGAUUUUUUGUGCUCCAAAUAAUGUGUAUAGUGUUUUGGGAAAGCUGGGAAAAACCACAGUAUUCGACCUAAAAAACAUCGACUAACUUGCCCAGAUAGUUUUCGAAAACCCACUACAAUCCCCUUUCCCUCAAAAAAAAAGCCUCCGCGCGCCACUGAUGUUUAAAAAAAAUUUGCAAGACUGAUGUGCAAUAAUGUUGGGACACGGAAACAUUGCUUCAAUUAGUUAACAUAUAUAGUGCUAUUAAUUUCAUACCAGAAGUAUAUUAUAACUAACCUGUGAGUUUCAGUAUUCAGUUA
Symsagittifera roscoffensis is the source of this 2316-nucleotide messenger RNA. RefSeq lists its product as uncharacterized. NCBI's taxonomy places the organism in Eukaryota, Metazoa, Xenacoelomorpha, Acoela, Convolutidae. The coding region runs from base 724 to 1734 and encodes 336 amino acids. The transcript is spliced from 2 exons. The record is from RefSeq and is a predicted model, not a curated record.